AUGACUGCCUCCAGACUCAUUCCCCUGUGGAAGGAUUUUAAAUAUCAAAUAAGUGACAUAAUAGAAAAUCAGGAACUCAGCGAAGAACAAAGGAGUGAGUUAAUUGUCCUCAGUGACCGUACAGAAAUACUGUACAAAGAUUCUCGCCAUCCUCAAAACAUGCCACUUGUAUGUCAUUAUGUCAGUGAUGCUGACUAUUUUGCUUCCCUCUCUUGGACUACAACAGGCAUGAAAGAAAUACAGGCUGUGUUAUGGACAAAGAGCAAAGAUGAAGACAUGGUUGAUAAAAGAACAUUCGCUAUGACGGAACGAUUGCCUCCAAUUCAAUCCAUGGUUCAUACUGGUUCCUUUCAUAUAAUUGUGGCCUACUGCGGUGACCUGAAUCUACGGCUCUUUGGGGACCAUUUUCGUUCAUUCAAAUCCCUGAGUAUGGUUCCCUGCCGCUUCAACAUCAGCUGUCUCUGCUAUGACCCAGAAACAAAGAUGCUUAUGUCAGGUGUCACAGGGGCAGUCAUCACUUGGACCAUAGAGCAGAGUGGCAAGGGCCUCCAAAUGGUCUCCACGAUCUCCAUGCCUGGUGAUGAACUUGUCCAAGACAUCAUGUUGAAUGGCCCAAGUGGCACCCUCCUAGCCCUCUGUGAAUCAGUGGUGAGGGUUCUUGAGCGCCAGGCCCAUGGAAGGCUGGCAGAAGUGAAGAGGUACACAUCCAUCAUCAGUGGCUCUUCUAUCACUUGCUGCUAUAUCUGUUUUGGUCAGGGCUUCCUCUAUGCUGGAAAUAAGACUGGGGCAGUCCAAGUAUGGAACCUUCAACGAGGUCAUUCUCUUCACAGUUUCACAGCCCAUUCCAUGUCUGUGAUAUAUAUCCGUAGUCAGCCAGAAUCCCACACCUUGCUAACAGCUGGCAUGGAAGGUAUAAUCAAGGAGUGGAAUCUGACUUCAGGGAACCUGCUACGGCGGCUAGAUCUUGGUGAGGAAUUGUGUGCACUCCAGUUUAUUGAUACAAAUACUUUCUUCUGUCAGACUACCCAUACUUUCUCGUUGCGCAGUAUGCCCUGCUUCUAUAGUCUCUUCAAUGUCUGUGGCUCUCCUCCACAGCAGCUGCGUCGUGUCCACUGUGGUGGUAAUUGUUUCCGGAUCCUAUGCCUUACUGAGGAUGGCUUGAUGCACUUUAUAUCUCCGCUCACAGGCGAACUUCUGGUUAUCACCUGGCCCUUCUCAUUAUUGGACAAGGCUGUGGAUUGGGCCUAUAACCCAGAAAACCAGGAGCUCUUUGUGGCAACAGGUAUCUCUGAUAUACUGGUAUUUGACACAACUCGCUGCCCUUGCCCAGUUAAGUAUAUCAUAUGCACCUCACCAGACUCUCAAGACAAAGUAGAAAGCCUAGCUUAUGGGACUUUCUACUUAGGUUAUGGUAUAGGACUGAUAUUCGUUGGGCACCGGAGUGGUAUGAUAAAAGUGCUUUCCCAUCAGAACUUUGCUCGAACAGAGAAAUUCAUGCAUGCUGGGGCUGUAUUGGCACUCUGUACACUUCCUGGGGGACUUCAGAGUGCCAGAAAUUACACUCUGCUCUGUUCCUAUGGAAUGGAUGACUAUAUACAUCUAUCAGAAGUUAGUUUUCAGGCUUCCAAAGUAAGUAUUUAUCUCCUCACAAGCAUUCUCAGCAGCUGUCAUCUGAGACACCUGAUGCUCUUGCCCAACUCUGUUGGUGCCAUCACACAGUCUAACUGCCUACGUAUCUGGAAGUUCAGUGAUUUUCUAUCUUCUCAAAUACAGAGAGAUGCAACAGUCAUGGAGACAUUGCCUCUGCACCAGUGUCCAAUCACAUCUUUUGAUGUCUGCCUGUCUUUGAAACUUCUUGUCACUCGUAGCAUUGAUGGCAGUGUCCGGGUAUGGAACUUGCAUGGUAAACUCCUAGCCUUGCUGGACUCGUCACUGCACUUUGGCCCAGUUUGUUUUGCAAAUGAUCGAGGAGAUCUGCUUGUGACUUUCAACCAGAGUCUUUAUCUAGUGUCUUGUUUAAAACUUCUUCCUCCCACUCUGUUGACUAAUCUUUCCUUAAUGAACAUUAGAGAUGAGGUGUUAGAAUAUGCAAAACCUUUUAUGCCAAGCUUCUUCUUAUCUUUUGAGAAUAUACUUGCACCCAAAUAUAAUUACCGGGGAUGCGGGAAACAGGAUUUAGUGGGGCUACAUAGCCUUGUCAAUAAACGGGCCAUUGCUUUUGAUCAAACUGUGCCUCAUGUCAUAGAAGAAGGUGAGAAAGGAAACACCGUGUUUGUGCAUAGAACCAGCUCUGAAUUCCCAAGCCAGGAGAAAACUGAUCAGACGGACAGUGAACCUCUUUAUUAUGAGGAUACUCCUCAACUAAAGCUGAUGACCUGGGAUGGACUUAACCUUUAUCAGAUACUGAGGUCCUACUUUGGUCAUGGACAGAAAUGGCCCAUUGCUCCUGAUUGUUACAUCCCCAACUCAGUGAUUCGUGCCCGACUUUGGCCAGAGGGAAGCCCUGUAUUUUUAAAGUGUACUCUGCACUCACCCACACGGAAUUUAUCAAAUUGGGACAAAUCUGAACAAUUCUUUUUCUGGAAUAAAGAGUCAGCUCCGUGGGAACAUUAUCCAAAACAAAAGGAGGAAAGAGACCUAAUAGAAAAAAGAAUAUCCACAGAUCCAACCUUCUCAAUCCUUACAUAUGCAGGAAAUCGCAAUUGGUUGGGAAGAAGAAUGAGUGAAAUGGCUAUAAAUAACCUGAUUGAGACAAUCCUCAACAUUAAAGCUCAUGCAACUCCAUUAAAGUACCAAAACUGUAUUGGUGUACUAGGGCAAAUCUUUGCCUCUUACCAGGUAUCUCCAGCCCUGCGCUCUGAAGUAGCUCAUCGUCUACUGGAUGAUACCACCAAUUCCAAUCCAUACAUCCGAGAGUUGUCCUGGGAAGGAUUUAAACGUUUAGGAAUGAUUACUCAUCUCUUUGCUUUGCCUCUGGCCAGAGGAUUAAUGGACAAGGAUAAAAAAGUGAGGGAUAAGGCCCUAAACCUCAUUCCUGAAACUGGUAUCCAUUCUAAGACUUCACUUUUAAACUUAAUCCAGCACCGAGAUACAUUCCGAGAAAUGCAGCAGGAAAUAGUUGGGGAGGAAAGUUUGGAUCAGCUGCUGGGAAUGCGACUCCCAGAUCUUCAAAUCCUUCACACUCAAGUAAAGCAGCGACUAAAUGAAGACCUGACCUUGAAAGAGGAUAUGGUUUCUUUUUCUUUUGAAGUUUCAAAGCCUUUUGAAUUUGAAUCACAGAAAUCUGAGAUGGUUGACGAUAUGGAAAUGGCCAUUAAAAUUAGCAAAAGCCAUAGACGGCACCGAGCAGGGAUGAAAAGACAACCAUCUCGAAAGUUGUUGCGGGGAAGCAAGAAGACAAAGGAGACUGAACCAGAGGAUGGAGUUGAUCAGCAUGAACCAGGUCCAUUAGACAGUGGAGUUGAUCAGAGUGAAGCUAUUGAGGAAGAAGAUAUAGUCAUCCCUUCAAAAAUAUCCUCAACUCAGAGUCCAAAAGAUGAACAAGAUCUUUCAGAAAAAGAACUCUCAAGGGAUCAUAUUGCAGUGGCCUUGAAGAUGUUGCGGAAAAUACGUGAAAAAAAAAGCAAGAAAAAAAAGAGUUUUUUUAAACCCAUAAAAAGACAAAAGAAGAAGACAGAAGAAUCUCAUGCUCCAAUCCCAGAACUACAGAAAGAAAAAGAUAUUAAGAGUGACAGUAGGCGAGGGAUCUCUGGAAGGCCUGGCCAUAAAGGUGAGGGCUUAACAUGGCGGGAUGAUCUGUGUCGUCUUAUGACCUUCAGGUUAUCUGGUUCUCAAACAGAAAUUUCAGAAGCUUUAAGUGCUGAAGUGGUGAGCAGAGCUCGGGCAGUACUAGCUGAUCAGCGUCCCAGCUGGGAACUCUUUCAGAAGAUCUGUCCUUUGUUGCAGGAAGAAACAGAAACAGACAAAACUGACUGGGAUAUAGAUUUGCCAGAGUUGAAAUCAUCUUUUAUUUAUGAAGGAGCAAUUAGUAAGGACAGGGUGAUUGAACACAGGGAAAAGAUAUUAGUGGAAGAACAAAAGAAAGCAAGAGACAUGAAAGACUUGAAGGAAACUCAGGAAAUUCCCAAAGAAACGAAGAAAAAGAGCAUUAUUCUUUUAAAAGCAGACCCAACUCAGCUAGGGGAGAAAUUGAAAAAAGAUAAGAUGUCUAAGAGGGGUUCUAGGAAAAUUAUGAAAAAAGCCCCAAAGGAUGUAAAAUCGGAUAUUAAGGAGGUCAAAGGAAAAGAGAAGGAUGAAAGAGAAAUAGAAAUGGCCGCACUAAAGGAGAAAGUGGUUGAGAUAGAAAAAAGACCAGUUAAAGAUGAGAGAAGAAAGACUUGGAAGGAGCGGGAUAAGUGGCAAAAGCUUGAAAAAGAUAAAAGCAUACUAUAUCUUAAGGAUAAGCAGAAACCAAGUGAGGACAAAGAACAGCUCGAAAGAGAGAAAAGCAUACCACUGGUUGAGAGUCAUCUUGAAGAAGAGCAGAAACCUCAUGAGGUCAAAGAGAAGUUAUUUCCAUAUCAGAAAAGGAUGGAUGAGGAUGAAAGUAAAGGGAUAUGGGAUGAAUGGGAACAGCUCUGGGAAGAGGGAGUGUCAGAAGGCUCCAGGGAGAAACUGCCCAAAGAUGAGGAAAAAGUGACUCUUGAAGAAAAAGAGGAGGAGAGAGAGGAGGAGGAGGAGGAAGAGGAGGAGGAGGAGGAGGAGGAGGAGGAGGAAAGAUGGAUCAAGAAAGAUUAUAAACAGAUUCAGGAGGAGAGGAUAAUGAACAAAUCUCUAAAGAAACAAGCCCAAGAAAAAAGGAAACUUGCACAACAGGAGGAGAAACUAGCAAGAGAAGAAAGAAAACUUGCUGAAGAAGAGAGAAAAUUGGCUGAAGAAGAGUGGAAAUUGGCUCAAAGAGAUAAGACAAUUACUCAGUCAAAGACCAUUCUUUUUCAGGAAGGGGGAAAGCUUGCCCAUGAAGAGGAAAACUUAAGUCAGGAAGCAGAGAAUUUGGCUCAGAAAAGGAAGGAAUUGGCUACAAAUUUGGAGGCACUAACUGAAGAAAAAGUAAACAUAGUAAAUAAGGAAGCAAAAUUGGCUAAAGUAGAACUUUUACUAUUUGAUAAAGUGGAAAAACUUGACCAGUGGGAGCAACAACUGAAUGAUAAAGAAAAGGAACUAACAGAGGAGUUGGAAGAACUAGUGUGGGAGGAUGAGGAACUUGUUUGUAAAGAAGAGGAACUGAACCAGAAAAUGUAUAAACUAGAUGUUGAAGAACAGGAAUUGGCUCAAGAAGAGAAGACAUUGAUCCUACAAGAGAAGAAGUUGACUGAGGAAGAAAAAAAGCUGAACUUGGAGGAAGAGCUGCUGAUCCAGGAAGAGCUUGCCAACAGAAAGGAAAAACUACCUGAGAAAGAGAAAAUACUGGUGCAGAAAAGGGAGAAACUGAUAUAUGAAAAGCAAAAACUGGACAAGGAAAUGGAAAAACUGAACCAAAACAAGGAUAUAAUCACACAGAAAAAGAAUAUACUAUCUCAGAAAAUUAACACUAUAGUUCUUGAAAAAGAGAAACUCGUUCAGGAGAAGGAGGUACUGACUAAGAGGGAAGAGAACUUGUUUCAUUACAAACUAAACUACAGCAACCAAAGAAAUAUACUGGACCAAGUAAGAGAGAAAACUGAUACCUGGAAGGAUAAAAUAGAUGAACUGCAAGUGAAGCUGAUGAAGGAAGAGGGGACAGUUUUACAGAAGGUAGUGGAACUGGCUGUUGCUGAGAAAAAAUUGUGUCAAGAUGAGCAGAACCUAGCUGAGAACCAGCGGAAAUUAGCCCUGGAUAAAAUUAAACUAGCUAUAGAGAAAAGAGUAAGGUUUCAAGGGUGGAAAUUGCUCAAAGGAAAGUGGGAUAUAGCCAAAGAAGAAAAUACACUGGCUACAGAGAUUAAGAGAUUGUCCCUGGAGAAGGUGAGAAUGGCUUACAAGAAACAAGUGCUAUCCCAGGGAGAGAUAGAAACAACCUCAAUGCAUAGAAAAUCAAUUGAGAAUGAAUUAGAACUAGUUAAGAGGAAAUUGUCACUAGAGGAAAAGAUACUGUUAUUUGAAGAUAGGAUGCUGGCCACAGAGAAAAAGGACCUUCUCAAAGAAGAAAUGGAAUGUACUAGGGAAAAUAGAAUUCAUGUCCAGGAAGAAAGGAAGCUAGCCAAACUAACGACAAUGCUUACCAAAGGCAAAAGCAUUUACGAGGACCCAGAGAUAAGCAACAAAAUCUUAAAAGCACUUCAAAAUCUUGUCAAACAAGAAACAAAAAUAACCAAGGAAAAAAGACAGUUAACAAAGAGAGUGAGAUCACUCUUAUUAAAGGAAAGCAAACUGGAUGAAAACCAGAAUAUUCUUGAUAGUAAAGAGUGGGAUACUUCAGAGGAACAAUUAGAAAUAAUAGAAGGUGAGAAGAAACUGGCUAAAAAUCAGAGAAAAUUGGCUGAUGAAGUGGAAAAAAUAAUACAAACAGAGGAAAGACUAUGUGAGGAAGAAAGUGAAAUAGCCAAAAGGAGGAGAUCCAUCCUUGAAGAGGAGGAACUGGAAGAAGAAGAGGAGGAAGAAGAGGAGGAUAAAGAAGAUAUUCAAUUCCUUAAACAGAUGUUGAAAAAAAGCAAAAAGCUAAAGAGAGUUGAUAUGUCACAGGAAGAGAUUCCCAGUCAAGUGGGCGAACUGGAGAAAGAAGAGAUAUUUUCUAAGGAAUUGGAAAGUCUGUUAGAUAGAAUGGAACAAAAGAGAAAGGUAGAGGAGGAGGAAACAGAGGGAGAGACAAGGAAGAGAAAGGAGGGGGAAGAGAAAAAAGAGAGAAAAGAAAAGAGAGAGAAAAAGGGGAGAGAGAAGGAAGAGGAUAUAGAAAAGAGAAAAAAAGACUUGGAGGAAGACGAGAAGAAAGAAGGGAAGGUAAAGAGAAAGAAGGAAAAAAAGAAGGUCGAGGUGGAGGAAGAAAAGAGGGAGGAGAAGGAAGAAAAAGAGGGAGAGAGGGAGGAGAAAGGAGAAGAGGAGGAGGAAGAGGAAAGAAGGAGUGAGAAAGAGAGGACUUCACUGGAAGAAGUGAUGGUAGACAAGGAGGAAAAAAUAAAAGAAAAACUAUUUAAGUUACCAAAAAGAAAGGAUCUAAGAAGAAGAGAAAGAGUCCCUUCAAUGGGACAAAUAAUCCCUGAGGUCAAAGAUGUAAAAACAGGUAUUCUGAAAAGCCCUAUCAAGACACCAUCCUCAGAAUCUUUGGGGAGAUCAGAGAUGUUAGAGCUAGAGUCACUGAAACAUAUAUCCCAGAAAGAUAAGGUACAUGAAAUACUCAGGAUACUCCCAUGGAAAAGACCAAUGGAUAAACAAGAACUGUUAGAGGUCUAUACACCCAUACCUUUAUCAGGUUUAGAUACAAUUUUGGAAUCCCAAGAACUAGAUAAAAAGACCCCAUUUGUAACCCAUAUAUUAAGGAAGACCAUGAAAGCCCAGACACUUCAAGGCAAAUCGCUAGGGACCAAAUGGCAGUGGAUUUUGCAGCAUCGUCCAUCUCUGAGAGAAAAAUUACCUAAGGCUAAGGGAAAAUUACCUGUGCCCCAAAUUCUGCCGGAGAAAAUAGUUACAGAGGAACUAAGCCUGUCAGAUAAAGAGUGGAUACACCAUAUUCUGGAACAGAUGAAAGCAGGAGAGCAACUUUCCAGGGAUAAUUUCCACAGACUGUGUCAGCUUCUCAAAAAUUUCACAACAAAGGAAAGUUUAGAGGGGAUGAAUCUGUCUCUACUUGAAGCUAUUGUGCACCGUCACAAGCAGGUCCUGGAACCACAGAGCACAAGCAUUUCAAAACCCAGUAAGGAGAUCAUGGGUCUCAAAUACCUGAGAGUGAUCCCUCCUAUAAAAAGAAAAGAAAAGGAAAGCUGGCCCAAACCUUCAGCUGAUUCUACAUUAACGUCCCAAUUAGUUCCCAAGAGGAUUCUGCACACAAGGGCUGAAAAUUGGCACAUUUUAGAAGAGCCCUCCAGGAGUGCACGGAAAAAACAGAUAUUCAACACUCUCAGGGAGAUGAAGAUGCAACAUUUUUUUCCUUCUCCAAGCAAUAUUACUGCAGAUGUCCGUGACUCCGUGGCCCAGCAAACUCUGGCACUAAUAUUUCAAAAGGACUUCUGGACUUCUGAGGACAGACGAGGAUAUACCAAAUUACCUAAAUUGGAGAAGAAAGCACAGCGCAUCUCUGAAAGAAAAGAAGAGGUGCCACAAUGGGAGACAUUUGUGGCACUGUACUAUGUUUUGCGGAAGUUGCAGAUGCGAAAUGCAAAAGAUAGAGCUGCUUGGAUGGAACAGUUCUACCAUAUCAUGGAACUGUACCAACUUAAGUCCCCACAAAUCCAGGGGCUUCUACAGGAUUUGUUGCUGAGGGAGGAACCCCAAUCUCAAGAGAUUAUAGACGAAGAGUUCCUAAAGGCCAUGGAGUUAGCUCCUGGGGAGCGUUUGCUUUAUCACUUGUCUUUUGGUACCUAUCAAGCCUGUCAGGGUCAUCUGAAGUUCCAGGAGGUGGUAUCACUCCCAGAUCAGAAUAAUGUGCAUCCCAUCCUUCCUAUGGGCAUUGCCCGGUAUGGGAUCUUAGAACUUGCCUGGAAAAGCCUGCCCCAAGCUGACACUCACUUCACCAAGAAAAUGUCCCACGUUACUGUUCAUAUUCUCUAA
Messenger RNA from Sorex fumeus (smoky shrew), 8718 nucleotides. RefSeq names its product WD repeat domain 87 (gene WDR87). The transcript has 8 exons. Gene Ontology annotation, molecular function: protein binding. The record is from RefSeq and is a predicted model, not a curated record. Lineage: Eukaryota; Metazoa; Chordata; Mammalia; Eulipotyphla; Soricidae. The coding region runs from base 1 to 8718 and encodes 2905 amino acids.